Messenger RNA from Racocetra fulgida, 519 nucleotides. NCBI's taxonomy places the organism in Eukaryota, Fungi, Glomeromycota, Glomeromycetes, Diversisporales, Gigasporaceae. The record is from the annotation of a GenBank genome assembly.
AUGACUGCCGGAAAAAUUAUCACCCCUACAAAAUUACCGGAGGUGAUCAAAAUUCUUGAAUGGCUUCGCACUUAUUCUCACAUUAAACUUGAAGUGACCCUGUUUGACGAUGUGACAGAAGCGCCACACGUUCGUGUCCCGGACAUAGUUAUCGAUCUCUUACCAACAUUCAAUGAAUUUGGUUACGCCAAACACAGUUCUCUUCUUGAUUACAUCAUUCCAACAUACCAUCCUAAUCCAGAUGAAGAACCAGUACGCCUUGAGUUUCGUCCCGCAAAUCCCAAAGACGAUGAAAAUUCUGAUCCAUAUUUCCGUAUUACCGUGAAAAGGGGUUCAAAGUUUAGUGAAAUCUUUGAUGAACUUAAGGAUAAAUGGGAUUCGGUUGUGUAUCCUAAUGUGUGGGAUAAUUUGAAACAUCUUGCGGCGUUGUCCCGUCAAUACCUAGAAGAUGAUAAUGAUCAUGAAAAUUCAUCUCCCUAUAAUAGUCAACUUAAAAGCGUGGUAGUGGAUCAGAAAUGA